AUGACUGCUCUUCAUGAAAUUCUUAAAAAAAUCAUACUUGAUUCUCUAAGAACAGUUCAACCACCAAAUGGUUGGAAGGUGAUGGUGGUAGAUGCUCCCUCUUUAAAGAUUAUAGAAUCAGCUUGUAAAAUGUAUGACAUUCUUGAAGAAAAAGUUACUUUGGUGGAAAGUAUUGAAAAAACUCGUCAACCUUAUCCACAACUUGAAGCAAUUUAUUUGUUAUCACCAACCAAUGAAUCUAUCGUUGGAGUGAUCAAUGAUUUUAAUAAAAGCCCACCAUUAUAUUCAGCAGCGAAUCUAUUUUUCACAUCAGCAUCAAGUUAUAUUAAAAGCUAUGCUGAAUUAUUUAUUGAUUUUAUGGCAAGAGAGGCACAAGUCUAUUCUUUUGAUGAUCCAUUAAGCUUUUACAGACUAUAUUCGCCUGUAGAAAAUUCAAGUUAUGAAAACGAAUUGAGAAAAAUAGCAAAAAAUCUUUUAUCAAUUUGUGUUUCAUUGGGUGAAAAUCCAUUGAUCAGAUAUCAGAAACAAUCUGAUAUUGAUUAUCCAACAAAAUCUUUAUCUUAUAAAUUAGCUGUGUUAUUGCAAGCUGAAUUAGAUCAAUAUGCUAAAUCUAAUCCGAAUUUCCCUCCAAAAGAUAACACACGUCCACAAGCAGUUUUUUUUGUUUUUGAUAGAACAAUUGAUUUGUAUACACCUAUUCUUCAUGAGUUUACCUAUCAGGCAAUGGCAAAUGAUCUUUUGGAAAUUGAAAAUGGUCAAAAAUAUUCUUAUAAUUAUGUGGGCGAAGAUGGUAAUACUGCAAAUAAAGAUGUUGUUCUGGAUGAAAAUGAUAAUUUAUGGGUAGAAAUUCGUCACAAGCAUAUGAAGGAUUGUAUUGAAAAACUAAUGAAAGAUUUUAAUGAGUUUUUGGGUGAAAAUGCUGGUUUCACUGAUGCCAAGUAUUUUUCUGUGCAUUUAAACAUUGCACAAGAAUGUAUGAGUUUAUUUGAAAAAGAAAAACUUGAAGAUGUUUCAUCAAUUGAACAAGAUUGUGCUACAGGGUUUUCACAUGAAGGAUUACAUCCAAAAACAUUAAUUGAAGAUAUGGCACCACUAUUAGAUAGUCCAGUUAUCAGUUCUACUAAUAAAGUUAGGAUUCUUAUGCUUUAUAUGAUGUAUAAGAAUGGUGUAUUAGAAGAAGAUAGAAUAAAAUUAUUAGCAUAUGCAAGGAUAUCUUUGGAAGAAAAUGAAGCCAUCAAUAACCUUGUAUUCUUUGGUGUGAAAUUACUCAGGCCACCAGUUGGAAAAAUUCCUAAAAAAAUUAAAAAAUAUCGUCAAAAACCAGGAGAUGAUGUUCGAUAUCAAAUUUCUCGCUAUGUUCCAAAACUUAAACUUGUUUUAGAGAGUCACAUUAACAAUACAUUAGAUACUAAUUCAUAUCCUUACACGAGAGAUCCCGGAGUUGCUGACAGAUCUAAAGGACAACAACAAGCUCCAGUUUCUUUAAGAAGUGAAAAUCGCAAACCUAGAAUAAUAGCAUUUGUAGCAGGUGGUUUAACUUAUUCUGAAAUUCGUAGUGCAUAUGAAUUGACAGAAAGCCAUAAUAAAGAUGUAAUUAUUGGAUCAACUCAUGCGAUCACACCAAGAAAUUUUAUUGAAGAUUUAAAACUUCUCCCACCAGCAUAUGGUGGUGGUUUCAUUUCACAGCCACAACUACAACAACCACAAAUACCUCCAAAACCUUUCUCUAGCCCCGGACACAUUCAUAAUCCGCCACCACCUGAUAAUAGUAAUCCAGCUUCUAAAGGAAAGCUUUUUUACAAGUUUUAG
Molecule: messenger RNA, 1809 nt
Organism: Entrophospora candida
Lineage: Eukaryota; Fungi; Glomeromycota; Glomeromycetes; Entrophosporales; Entrophosporaceae
Source: the annotation of a GenBank genome assembly